Messenger RNA from Penicillium alfredii, 1785 nucleotides. RefSeq lists its product as uncharacterized. Bases 1 to 1785 code for a protein of 594 amino acids. The record is from RefSeq and is a predicted model, not a curated record. The transcript has a single exon. Lineage: Eukaryota; Fungi; Ascomycota; Eurotiomycetes; Eurotiales; Aspergillaceae.
AUGCCCAAAAAACACCACAAGCCUUAUUUCACCAAGCCAGUCAUUCCAGCCCAUCAUACUCUCGCUUCGAACGGCCCCCACCAAAAUGACCGCUCCCGGGGAUCGGCGGCGACUGCGGCAGACUUGUCCGUCAACGACUUGAUCAGCCACCUUCGCCGUACCCAAGUAGCAAGCUUUUCCUCCGAAGAUGGUCCCUCGAGCGCUUCGAGGCCGUUUGUAUCGCCUCGAUCGGUACACCCAUCGCUGCGGAACCUCCUCGAGCUUCCUGAGACCCCGUCUCCGAGGCCUCGCCCCGAUGCGCGCCGCGGUGUAGUGGGCAGGCGUCCGCUGCGACGUGCCCCCGGCCCCCCACCACCGGAAAGCUGGCUCUCGGGUAAUGUUGAUGGAUCGGAGCCAAGAGAUGAGGAUCAGCUUGCUGCAGACGAUGGAGACUUUGACAGGGUCAUCUAUCGCUUGGAGAGGCUGCCCGGUGCAAUGUUCCCGGGCAAGCGGGGUUUGGUACACACGGUACUGAAGUCUAUGGCAUUGAACUGGACCUGGCAUUUGGAAUACGAUGGACCGUUUCUGUCCCAGUUGCCGAGUCACUUGAAGGUGCUCAUGCUCAGCUAUGUGGCUGUUUAUGCGCGUGGCCAGCCGUUGAAAGGUCGCACAAGAGGACUGAAGCCGCUCUACUUGACCGAGUCAGAUUAUAUCCAGAUUGCGGAGCCUGAAUUGGCUCCACAGGAAGAUGGCGGCGCUGAUGCGGACACCACAAUCUCGCGGUUGGAUUUGAGCGGUGCUUUGGGAUAUUGGAUGACUUUCAAGCAGCUUACGAGCGAGCUUGUAGUAUCGUCCAAGGCGGCACCUGUCACAUCACAUCGCGCGCCGGAGAAAUCCAUCCCCGCCUCUUGGGAUGAAGAGGUUGAGUCAGACGAAAGGGGAGAUGCUUCUACACAGCAUCAUGUUCCCUCGCCGGCCAUACCCAAAGCCAUCAGUCAGGGCUUGCGGUUCAACAACCUCCGCUUCCUGUCUUUCGCGCACCCCCACCCAGCGGCUGCCAGCUGGAAUUCUCUUCUUCAACUGAUUUCGCGCUUGUCAACCAUUACCCAUCUGUCUCUCGCGCACUGGCCCACUCCCACGCGCACCCCAAAUGCAGCCAACGCUCGAAUCCGCCAUCCAGUCCACCGCUCCCUCACCUUCUCCUACAGCGGCACCGACAAUUACGCCGCGCUGGACAAUAACUGGGCCGAAGCGGCUGGCCUUCUUCGCCAACUUUCUCGUUCGACCUAUUGCCUGAAAUGGCUUGAUCUCGAAGGUUGUGCAGACUGGCUUCCCGCCCUGUCCUGGACAGGCACUGACCCGGACGGUCAGCCAUAUCGUCCCGGUACCUCAGGACCUGAAUGGAAUGGAUCUUGGCGAGAUGUCGAAUGGGUUGGCUUGGGGCCCGGCUGGGUUCCAGACCUCGAGGACGAAUCUGAGUCCCACGCAGACCAGGGUACUUCGUGGCAGGAUGCUGCUGUUUCUCCAUCGCGGUCACUGGCUUCUUCCGUUCAUUCCCCUUUCCAGAACCCGGAUUCCGAUCUGUCUUGGGAUGUCGAAAAGGAGCGUAUUAAGUACCGGCGGGCGAAGGAGCUGGAGGCCUACCGAGUCUCGGUCCAUACUGCGGUGGACGUGCAUAGGCAAAUUCUGGGAAUCCGCAGGGAGGACCGGGGGAAAUGGGUGCAUUUCUCGCUUGGGAUCGAGGAUCUAGACACGGAGCUGGUCAAGCGAAUGCUUGGACCGGAGUAUUCGCGCAUCACGGUGUAG